Molecule: messenger RNA, 1689 nt
Organism: Pomacea canaliculata
Lineage: Eukaryota; Metazoa; Mollusca; Gastropoda; Architaenioglossa; Ampullariidae
Product: trace amine-associated receptor 7d-like
Exons: 2
Coding region: 525-1493 (322 amino acids)
Biological process (GO): G protein-coupled receptor signaling pathway
Cellular component (GO): membrane
Molecular function (GO): G protein-coupled receptor activity
Source: RefSeq, a predicted model, not a curated record
CCUUCCACUGCGAGGACCAACCACUGUUUCCAUUGUAAUAAAACCAACGCUUCAUCUACCAAGAGUAGCUGCAGCCACCGUGAAAAUAACAUACUCCAUUCAUUUAAUGAACAGCAGCAGAGCAGGAAGUGAAGCUACCACGAGGCCCCAUCUGUCACGUGACAUCCAGUGACUGUCCAGUGUUGGAGAUGCAUUCUGUCGAGCCUACACCACCCAGCCCUCUCGUCACAACGCUGUAUAUAUAUAUUAUAAUAUAUAGAUCCUCAAGACCGAGAAAACUGAAACGCUUAUCUCAGGCGCGACCUUUCAGCCGUGGAUUAGCCCACAGACGCCUCGUCGUCUAAGAGAGUUAUCGACCCAUUGGCGACUCUCACUAUAGUUCUUCCUUCGCGAAAGUUCUCUCAGGCCGCCUGCAGGACAAAUUGUGAAGACAGUCUUCUGCAGCUUCUUGUGAAGCUUCAUCGUUUUGCCUUUGAUGUUUGAAUAUUUUACGUUAAUCUUUUCCGUCAGACUUCUCUAUCCGCAUGUCUGGCAACACCACCGACGUCUGCGUGGAGAACUCACAAAGGUUUCCAGUUGUCGUUAUCGAAGCUGUCGUCGUCUUUGGCGUCAGCAUCGCGACUGUUGUCUUCAACUCUUCGCUGCUGUAUCUACUGCUGCACAAAAAUAUUCCCACAACCCCUGAGGCAGUCAUCUUUGGAAGCAUGGCCGUUUCUGACCUUCUGGUUGGAAUUUGCAGUCCUUUUAUUCUGUUCUAUAAAUAUGAAAUCUUCAAGAAAAAAAUGACAUUUUUCAUUAUCUUUGCCAACAUUGCAUGUACUGCAUCUGUGUUACACCUGCUGCUAGUCAGCGUGGAAAAAUAUAUAGUUCUUUUCUUUCCACUUCGCUACCAAAGAUUAAUUACGAAGAGGAACGUGGCCAUCUGCCUGGCGGCGGCUUGGGUCCUCUCGGCGUUCUCCUCGAUAGCAAUGGGCAUGACUUUCACGAGCUGCACCAGCCUCGAUCUCCUAACGCGCCACGCGGUCAUCGGCGCUUGCAUUAUCACUUUCUCCGUCCUCGCCGUCAUGUCAUACAUCUACAUCGCCGUCUUCCUUCUUUCCCGUCGACAUCGUCGCCAGAUUGCCGCCAACCGCUUGCAGCAGCAGCCGACGACGACGACGACAACGACGACGGCAGCUCCUACACUCCGUAGUCUGCGUGCUAAAAUGAAAACCGUUUUUUUCUCCGUCAUCUUCUGCGCAUGCGUCUUCCUCCUGUGGCUGCCUGCCCUGGUACAAGUGCUGUAUUCUAGCUACACUGGCGUGCCGGCCGACGUGACAGUGGCAGUCUUCUUGCGAGAGCUCUUCUUCAGUAAUUCUCUGGUGAACCCCAUCCUGUACGGCCUUUGGCAUCACGACGUCAGACGGGAAGUGAAAAGGCGGCUGCGACAGUUGUGCUGCAAGCAUUCGUCCUGCACGACCGCCACACCAAGCCACAUCCAUACAAGGUGGUAAUCAGACUCUGGGAUACGUCCCUUUGGCUCCUCGGGGUUCUCACUGUCCACUAGACAGUGAACAUCACACGUUCGCAGGGGAGCGUGACAAAUGAACUUCUUUAUAUGACAUGGAAUGUACAAGUCCUUUAAAUUCUACUUUUUAAUCACGUGGCUGUGACAGCAUUUCUUUGUGAGCCUUGAGAAAAAAUCUCUAA